Messenger RNA from Haliotis rufescens (red abalone), 9732 nucleotides. Its product is annotated as arrestin domain-containing protein 2-like. Gene Ontology annotation, biological process: protein transport. Gene Ontology annotation, cellular component: cytoplasm. Lineage: Eukaryota; Metazoa; Mollusca; Gastropoda; Lepetellida; Haliotidae. The coding region runs from base 142 to 1377 and encodes 411 amino acids. The transcript is spliced from 8 exons. The record is from RefSeq and is a predicted model, not a curated record.
GGACGAGGCCGAGCACUGCCGGACUUGGGGUCGUCUGCAGCAAAGCUUCCAACAGCUACAAGUCACCCUGAGAUAUGAAGAAUUGGAUCCCCUAUCAAACAAGAUCAAGCUGAUCACAUCGCAGUCGAUCUCAGUUCAAUCAUGGAGAAGCCGAACAUUUUCGUGGUGUCCUUUAGCAACUUGCAGGGUGUUUACUACGCAGGCCAGGUCAUGCAGGGCAAUGUCACGGUGGAACUCAUAGACACUAUGAAAAUGAGAGGGAUUCAUCUCCAGUUUGAAGGCAGUGCCUAUGUACAUUGGACUGAGAGACAUACAACAGGUUCUGGAGACAACCGGCAUACAGAGACCUACCACUACUCUGCUGAGGAACAGUACUUCCACCAGGACAUAUUGCUAGCUGGUAGAUGGAAGCAGCAGUCUGGGGAGAACAUCCAUCUGCCUGUUGGCCGCCACACCUUCCCGUUUGCAUUUCAACUCCCACCUCAACUUCCAUCGUCCUUUGAAGGAGAAUAUGGUUAUGUUCGUUACACGGCUAAAGGAAUCAUUGAUAAACCAUGGAAAUUCAACCACGAAACGAAAAGGAUGUUCACAGUGAUUUGUAUACUAGAUCUUAACCAGGAUCAAAAUAUACCUGCUCAAUGUGCCAAGUCCAAGACACUUUGCUGCUGGUGCUGUGCAUCAGGACCAAUCUCUGCUAACUUCUCCAUCGACAGACAGGGAUAUGUUCCUGGGGAAGCCAUCAUUCUCAAGGCUGAAAUUGACAACCAGUCAAACAGGAGAAUAAAGUCAUCAUCUGUGAAAAUGAGAAUGGUGACAAUAUACCAUACUAUCAGGAAAUCAAGAACUUCAAGCCGUGUGGUUGCAAGGUUGAUGCAUGGCGAGAUCCAAAAAGGGGGACAUGAUUACUGGAAUGGUGACCAACUGGUUAUUCCACCACUGCCGCCAUCGUUACUCGUCGGCUGCAACAUCAUCGACAUAGGGUACAUUGUACAGCUUGAAGUGACUCCUUCAGGACCUAGCUUUGAUCUUGACAUCCCUCUACCAGUGAUAAUUGGCACCAUCCCUCUACAAAGUGUCCUUGCUCAGCAUCCUCCCACUGCCCCUCCAGUAGGGGCCCCCAUGAUCAUGCCAAAUCCUGCAGGUGCCCCCCAACCAGACACAGGAGCCCAACAUUCCCCUGCAGGAGCCCCUCCGCCAGGGUCAGAAGCCCCACCAGCUUAUCCCCCAGCCCUACCAUCAUAUGAAGAGUGUGUAUUUGGCAAGGACGGCACCAAGGAAGAAGGGGAGAAUGAAAAACAUCUGCAGGAAGACAAUAGCUAUGCUCCUGUCUACACAUACUAUGACUGGGGCAACAAGCCCUCUGCCCCCCCAUCAUAGGUUUGGUAGCCUAGUGGUUAAAGUGUCCUCUCAUCAUGCAUAAGGCCCAGGUUUGGGUACAAUGUGUGAAGCCCAUUUCUUGUGUUCCUCUGCAAUGAUAUUGCUGGAGUGUUCCACAAAAUGACAUUAAACUAUACUCCCUCACUCACUCCAUGAGAGUAGAUAUCAGGGGUGAUGAGGUAAACUAAAACUCCCUUCUAGUUGUAUUAAGACUGGGACCACAAGCCCUCCACCCCUCCAUCAGAGUAGAUAUCUUGGGUGCUGAGGUAGAUAAUAAUGCUCUUCUAGUCGUAUUAUGACAGGGGCAACAAGCCCUCUGCCCUCCACCCUCUAUCAGAGUAGAUAUCAGGGGUGCUGAAGUAGACGAUAAUGCUUGUCUUCUCAUUACGACAGGGGCAGAGCCCUCCACUCUCCAUCAGAGUAGAUAUCAGGGGUGAUGAGGUAGAUUAUAAUGCUCUUCUAGUUGUAUUAUGACAGGGGCAACAAGCCCCUGCCCUCCACCCUCUAUCAGAGUAGAUAUCAGGGGUGCUGAAAUAGAUUAUAGUUCUCUUCUAGUCAUAUUACAACAGUGCCAAAGUCCUCCACCCUCCCAUCAGAGUAGAUAUCAGGGGUGCUGAAGUAGAUUAUAAUGCCCUUCUAGUUGUAUUAUGACUAGCAACAAGCCCUCUGCCCUCUGCCCUCCACCCUCCAUCAGAGUAGAUAUCAGGGGUGCUGAAGUAGAUGAUAAUGCUUGUCUACUCAUUACGACAGGGGCAGAGCCCUCCACUCUCCAUCAGAGUAGAUAUCAGGGGUGCUGAGGUAAAUUAUAAUGCUCUUCUAGUUGUAUUAUGACGGGCAACAAGCCCUCUGCCCUCCACUCUCCAUCAGAGUAGAUAUCAGGGGUGCUGAAGUAGACGAUAAUGCUUGUCUUCUCAUUACGACAGGGGCAGAGCCCUCCACUCUCCAUCAGAGUAGAUAUCAGGGGUGAUGAGGUAGAUAAUAAUGCUCUUCUAGUUGUAUUAUGACAGGCAACAAGCCCUCUGCCCUCCACCCUCCAUCAGAGUAGAUAUCAGGGGUGCUGAAGUAGAUGAUAAUGCUUGUCUACUCAUUACGACAGGGGCAGAGCCCUCCUCUCUCCAUCAGAGUAGAUAUCAGGGGUGCUGAGGUAGAUUAUAAUGCUCGUCUACUCAUAUUACGACAGGGGCAAAGUCCUCCACACUCCAUCAGAGUAGGUGCAGAAGUAGAUUAUAAUGCUCUUCUAGUUAUAAUGCUCUUCUAGUUAUUUACGCUGACCUCCAUCAGCGUAGAUAUCGGGUGUGCUGAGGUAGAUUUUAAUGCCCUUCUAGUGGUAUUACGUUAGGGGCAACGCCCUCCACCCUCCAUAAGAGUAAAUAUCAGAGGUUGCUGAGGUAGAUUAUAACUCCUGUCUACACGUACAUUGACUGACACCACAAUCCCUCCACCCUCCCAUCCUAGUAGAUAUCGGGUGAACUGAGGUAGAUUAACACUCCUGCAUAAUGUACUAUGAGAGGGGCCACGAAACUUCUUUUGCUAUGAAGUCAAAGUUAUCUGUUGGGUCUGGGUACACUAGACAAUAAUUGAAGCUUACAUCAACUAGGAGAGGGCCAACAAGAUGUCUGUUAAUUCUAUGAAGUCAAUAUUUUAGUUAUCCAAGGUUCAUGCAGGCUUGAAAAGGUCUUGAGUUUUAAAUUCCCUCUUGAAAAGCCUAAAUUUUUAGUGUCAACCUGGAAAAGCCUGGAAAGUCACCAAAAUAGCUUUAAAAGUCUUGACUUUGUUCAAAAUGACAUAACCUUGUUAAUAAAAGUUUUAAGACACACAAAAAGUAUAGUUAUGUACAAAGAAUGUUGAGUGUGUUUAAUAACAGGGAUAGAUAUAACAAUGUGCCAAAGACCUUGAAGAAUGCAUAACAGACUUAAUUUAAAUUAUUUGUUGUGAAAAUCAAUCAAUUGCCAAUUUGUGAUGUUCAUAAUGCUUUUUAGGUCUUACAACUAAUACAUAGUAUGCUGGAUACUGACAGGCUGCUUCUUAUAACCCAACUAAAAAAAAUGACUUGAAAAUGACAGUUGAAGGCCUUGAAUGUUUAUAUCCCAUGUAUGUAUGAACCUUGUUAUCAGUUGGUGAUGGGGUACACAAGAUAAUAACUCCUGAAUUGAGGUACUGUGUCUGCUUUUGAACCAACUGUGUGACAUUUAUUACCAUUGCCCAUAAUACAUCAGAUGGUCACAAGUUUUCUUCAGGGCCCUAUUCCACAAGCUUCGUAAAAAUGUUCUCAUUAUGCUUUACAGACUCCACUAUUUCAAUCUCAUUAAAAUCAAAAUCUUAGUUCUCACUACCGCUAGACAUCUUCCUGAGGCAAGGGACUGCAGUCUCCUCCCUUGCAGAACUGGGCUGGAAUUAUGGGGAGUAGUGCACUUUUUCAGAUCCAAUUAACGCUGCUUCGCAAGCUUACCAAUUUGGCAAAUUUGUGCAUUAUUAGCCGACUCUCUUCCACUGGACCAAGAGCACCAUCACAUGCAAUUAGUGCUCGUUUAACUGGUCAUUAGCACCUCAUUAACACGCAUGCGCAGUUAACUAAACAAUGAUUGCACAUACAUGUUACUGACGUCUCCAUUCAUCUUCUUGAAGAAGCCACGCCUGCUAUUGUCCAUCAAAAUGAGUAACCAAUUGAGCGAAAUACGUUAAAACGGACUAUACUCUAAUAGGAUUACUCUCAUUGAAUUUUUGAGAACUAUGUGAAAAGGUAAUUUAUGGCUUACCCUAGCCCUAAGCAGGCUAACCCUAUGGAUCGGAAAGGGAUGUUGGAUCAGAAAGUAGCCACACAGCAGCAGUGCUUGGCGUGGUAAUUGAGCUGUUGGUAGAGGGUGAAGCUGCACCCAGUAAACUGCAUUGUUGCUGAAUUUUAAAAAAAACUUUUCAUGUUUUUAAUCAAAGUCCUCAAGUAAUUUGAUGGACUUUGUGGGGUAAGCCUCGUUUCACUGCAAUAAAGAUCCUUAUUAUCGACCAGAUCGUCUUGACUUGGGCGCCGCCAUUUUGUUUGAAGCAAAUGCAAGUGAUAUGAGAGGUGGAAUCUGCUUGGUCAGUGUGGGAGACAUAGAAGGGACAUAAUUCGCCCUAUGAUCGAGUCCAGAAAUUCUAGCCCGUUUGGAAAGGGUGGAAACUGGAUUUUUAAAGUCAGUUAAUUCCUUUGCCACGGGAAGAUGCUGCUACAUGAAGAUCUGAGAUCAUCCCAUUAUGCAUUGGUCAUGUCAGACUAAUCAGAGCUUUGCCUACCAGAUCAGGAAAGGGACAUUUGGAAUGUGUUUUCUAAUCAUGCAACCUCAAAAGAUUCAACACGGGUAUUCUAAACCACAGUUACGGGUUUAAAAACUGAAUCCGUCAAACUCAUUGUUUAUCUGUUCUUACUAACCCUCCCAUCUAUUAGACAUUCCAAAGUGUUCUUUUGUUCUGUUUUCAAAUUUUGAAUCGAGACCUUGUCCAAAGAAAAUUCAAAGCAAAGUCGCAUUUUUUAAACUAGUGCCUUCUUGAGACACUGCCGCUUUAUGACUAUCAAUCUGCCAUCUAUUUUUAUGAAUAUUAGAAUUUUGCAUAGAUGUAGUUAGUUGUGAGGCCUAACAUAUGUGUUCCAUUUCUUGCCAUAUUAUUAUUUUGGCCUUGGUUCAACCUUGACAACAUUAUAGUUGGUGUCACAGGUGAAAAUGCUGUCAUGAGCAAGUAAUUAAAAUCAACGUAAAUGCUUCUUAGACUGUAAACAAGAUUUGGUUCCAUGUGUGUUUCGGUGGAACUUUUACUACCAACAUUUGUUCCUCUCAAGGUGCAUACAGUGUCAAGUUUUGGAGGAUACAUGAAUUUUAAGUAUGGUACAAAUACUUGCAAUAUAUGCAACAAAUCCUCUGUGACAGGAACAUUAUUAUUUUUAAAAAACAACAAAUUUGUAUAUAUAUAUAUAUAUAUGUAUAUUAUAUCUCUGUUAACCAUGGUAAAACAAAUCGAUCUCAUUUUCUCUUAAGUCUUCUAAAACUUAAAACAUGCUUACAAGACCACUCUACAGUCUAGCCACACCCGCCUACCUAAAUAUCUGCAUACAUUCAGGAGCAAAGACAAAAAGCAGGUUUUCACAUGUGGUUGCAAUGAAAAACAAACAUGACUUUGAAAAGAAAAGGUUCGAUCAGCAUUGAGAGGGACUGUCUUAAGGGUGGUUCAGGCACAGUUUUACCAGACCACCAUGGGGAGAGGCUGUUUUUAGGAUGAUUAAGGCACAGUUUGACAUGAUCAACAUUGCGAGAGGCUGUCUUAAGGAUGAUUCCGGCACAUUUUGACUAAAUCAAAUUUGGGUGAAGAUGUCUUAAGAGGGUUCAGGAACUGUUUCAUCAUAUCAGGCCAGCAGACAUUUUUUUUCAAAACUGCUACUGUUUUCGUUACCCCAUGGCUGGUCACAACCAAACCAGGCAUUACUUUGAAUACUCAGGCAAGGGCUAGGGACCAACAGCGCUUCGCAUUUUACUGUAACACUUUGGAUUUGUAACUGAUAGCUAAAUGCUACAUGAUCCUGUGAUGCCAGUAACCCAACGCUAAUCUUUGCAUUUUUACCAUGCUUUAAAGUAUCUUCUGUUAUUGCUUGACUGAUGAAGCUAAACUUUGACAUGCAGGUUCCUUCUUAUGAAUGUAAUUUUAUUGUAUUUUGCUUUUAUAUAGUUAAAAAGUGUAUUUUUAGAAAAGUAUAAAACAUUUGUUUUUGAAAACCACUGGGCACAUGGCUUACAUGUUGUAGGAAUGUGAUGACCAUAAGAAGAUCCAAGUAUGUCCAAUGCAUCACUAUUAAUUUCACACUCAACACGGUUGUCCUGAUUUUAAAUGUUGCAGAAGCACGUAUUAUGUCUUUCCCCCUUUAGCAUCAAUUUAUCGUAACCUCACAAUAGAUAUUUAUACCAAAGUAGGUGGAAGCAUCAUGAAAUAACUUUGCAAGUCAGGUAAGCUAUAUAUAUUUGUAACAAUCUUUUUGCAGGUCGCUGUCAUAUUGCUGAAUGUGGAGUUAAAAAAACAAACAAGAAAUAAUUAGCAGGUGUGCUCUUUGUUGUAUUUGUCACCAUUAAAAAGAUUGGAUGCCAGAGAGAAGUCCCAUGUCACAAAUACCCAUUGUCGUCCUUCAUUCGUACUGUUUUGGCUGUAUCUCGAGAUAUAGAGGUAAAAACAGUCCAAACAUAGGUAACAAAUUCCCUGUGGGUCAUAUAUUUUAUAAUAGUUAAUCUUGUCUCUUAACAUUAAAACAACUGGCAUUUUUCACUUAUUUUGAUGACAUAUAAUGCGGUGGCAUAUAGUCAUCAUCUGGUCUGUCCGUCAGUCAAUUUCGUUUCCGUAGCUUCAACUUAAAAACCAUGAAAGACUUUUCAUCCAAACGUGGUACAUCUAUUAACCGUUUCGAGUGGAACAAGUUUGACUUUGACUCUGUUCACUGUGCAUGUUGUGUUUGUCCGACCACAUCUCUAAACCUAAUAGGUAUUCUUUCAUGACACUUUGCACACACAAAGACUGGUACCUUUUGAUAUUUAGGGAUUUUUAGAAAAAAAAAUUCCGUUUCCAUGGCAACACGUUUGACUCUGACUCUGUUCAUAUUGGUGUGUACGUGGCAUAGAAAUACAAAGUUCCGAAUCCUAAUCCAAUGGUAUUGUGAUAGCUCAAUAACUACUCAUGUAGACUGAAAGGUACUUAGUCAAUUUUAGCUCACCUGACUGAAAGUCAUGUGAGCUUAUUGUGUCAUGGCCUGUUUGUCCGUGCAUCCUCCAUUAAGACGGUAAACAUCUCGGAAACCACUAGAUCGAUGAAUCGGAAACUCCACGUGCUUGUUCCUCUUUCUUCACGAAUUUCGAAUUCCAUUUUCAGUAGGUCGUCGCCAGCCAGUGUUACCUGCAUACACAUCUCACACACACUUACACAAAUAGGAAGGAAAUAUUUGAAUUUGAAAUAUUUCUUGUGAGAAUCGUAAGUUUUAGGAAAAUGAAACCUAAAGACGGUCACUUUCAACCCAGUUUUACACCAGUAGCCUUCCAUCUUCCCGGGCAUCUCGUAAUGUUGCUUGUUGACAACAUGUUACUGAUUUUGUAUUCACGGAUGCGACAUUUUCUAUAUUGUGACCUGUCACUGUCUUAUCUCCUUGCUAUUUCAGCAUGUGUACCAUCCCCACAAGACCUGAAAAAACAAUACUAAACAUCGUAAGACAGCUUCUACUUCUCCCAACCACUUCGUUAUAAGAAGGAUAAUACUUCAAAUAUCGUCAUAUACCAAUAUCGGACAUAUAUCAAAUAUGUAAGUAUUAAAAUAGAGAACGUAAGGCGUUAAGAGAAAUCACACCGGGGGAGAUUGAAUAACAGGAAUAAACAAGAUGGAGCAAAUAUUCAUUUCAUCGAAUCUAUUUGAUCACUUUUGAACGUCAAACGAUGCAGCACUUGUUGAAUUGGACUUCCGAGUCAAUUUACGAAUUAUAUAGAAAUGCAUCACUUUGAAAUUCUAAAUAGUGGCAUAACCACCUUAAAAUUGCAAAAAGUAUGGUUUAGAUUUUGUUGACGGGAACGUCUUCAGAUUUAAAACAAUAAAUAUGAGUGACUAUGAUAUAAAUUCCACACCGAACGAACUUUAUUCAUAUCAACUAUAUAAAAUCAGUAAAUCAGUAGCGCAAGUGUUGGAAAAAAGUCAAUCCUGCCGAUAAUGUAUUUGUUGUCUGCUGAUAGAAAUCAAACAAAAAGCCUUCAUAGUGAUUUUACAAAAAGCUGAUGAUACAGCAAAAUGCAUAACAUUGGUAUUAAAGGUGGAUACGUAAGUACAGCAUAUGUCUAUUAACCUUUUAUCAAUUAUGGUGCAAUAUAGAAAUAUACUUUUCGUAUUUGUACCAUCACAUUCGAAGCAUAACGUUUAGACAGAUACAAAAUAAAUCGCCUAUUUUUGUUUCAUGUUCGCUGAUUGGGAAUAGACGUAAAUAUUAAGUUUGUGAAUGUAAUUUUACUGUAUUGGCAGUAAAAAAGUUUACGCAUUCCUUCCUGGUGACACACCGUUCGAGUUAGAAAAGAAAAGUCAACAACAUGAAUGGCAUCCGGAGUGUUUCCGUCAUCCUGUCAGCACUGUCGUUGUUCUGUGACUCAACGACAACAAUGUGUAUAUGUGGAACUGUUAUCUACCAUCGCACGACGUCCGCUUUACAGCAGACUUCGAUCGUGUGUGGACGCUGGAGAUAACAUGGAGUUCGUGAAUGAAUGUUGUUUAAUACCUGUCAAACUUUGCCGUCUCUAUCACGACAGCCUUUAAGUUAAGGUAUCUUGCCUAGGGAAACCAGUGAGUUUUAAUAUGAUCAACGCUCCGCGCCAUCGGAUAGGCAAAGUCACAGGAGUAUACUAAGUAUUGUUCCAUCGGGUAGCAUGAGUUGUGUUUAAGCCACAUGAAUAAAAAUUUAAUUAUAUCGCGUCCUGUCAACGUAACGUGUGAGGAUAGGCAAGAGUGAUAAAGGCCGUAGGCGUUUAUAGGAUUCGCCACACGAGUAAACUAUGUGAAGCCAAUUUCUGGUGUCCGGUGCCUUGAUAUUGCUGGAAUAUUGAUAAAAGCGGCAUAAUAAUAUAUCCGCUGACUCUUAGACCGAGCAUGGUUGGUACUGACCAAACUGAUCACGACAUGAAACAUCAAGAACGAUAUAUUGCACCAUGUCGAGAAUCGAACCUCAGUCUUCUGCGGAAGAUUAUUGGUAGGUGGGAAGGUAUCUGAAAGUUCAUCAGGAAGACUUGUGCAGAGUUCACUGACCAUUCAAGGUUCUGUUCCGUGUCGGGUGCAGUGUGAGCACAUAGAGAACAAAUAAAGUAUAUCUCGCAAAAUCUCGAAAUAAAUAGCACCUACUGUCCGCCAGUGGGUCCACUGAACUUAAUUCCCUUUAUGUGAAUAUAAAUACAGCGGUAUCUUUGAGGCGACCGUCUGCCAACUUACCUAGCCACUGUCCGAGGGUCAAGUCUCGACUAAUACAAAGCAUUCCACAUUUAUCCCUAAGACGAGUCACUGUCAGACUGCAACGUACACAUGCGAUACAGGACUUUGCGAGCCUGCAGUAUCCCGCACCUCAUCCACGAUAGGGUUUGUUUCUUCCAAUAAAGGGAAACAACACUGCAACUUUCCGUCGUCCAGUCGGUGCCAUUUUAACUAGCCCGCGUAAUCACCAGGAUCCAAUUAGCGCCAGCGACCCAACAAACUGGGCUUCUGACCAGCGAGGGGCCAGCUGGAAUACCUUGCUGACAGUGAGGGGUAGUCCCCUCGAAUCCUCACAUUUGAUUGGAUGAUGCUUACUAUAACCUUUCACCUUGCAAAUUCAUCUGCGCAUGUAAGUGU